This is a messenger RNA of Epithele typhae, 654 nucleotides long. RefSeq lists its product as uncharacterized. The record is from RefSeq and is a predicted model, not a curated record. NCBI's taxonomy places the organism in Eukaryota, Fungi, Basidiomycota, Agaricomycetes, Polyporales, Epitheliaceae. Bases 1 to 654 code for a protein of 217 amino acids. The transcript has 4 exons.
AUGCGCCUCAGACAUACAUUCAGCCCUCCUGGUGCGAACGAGGCUGCGUUGGAAUCAUCCGUGGAUGCAUUAUGUCCUCCACUGUGGCCCGGCAUAGGCCUACAUUCCUCCACCUUCAUCGACAUGGACGCGUUCUUCACCAUCGCCGUCGCGGUUCCCGCCGAGCAGCCCGUCGGGUCCGAUGAGUUCGACUUCACCAACCGCGAGAGGGCGACUUCGAGCGGGUCGCACUCUACUUGCGUCAUCGCGACGCUGAACGCGCGGCGACUCAAAUGUCCCUAUCCUACCACGCCGACCCCGUAUUCGCGCAACCGCCCUCUCAUCUCACCGCUGCGACACACCCAAUCCACCUCCCCUCGCCCUCUUCGACCUCCCGACACCCUCCACCAUCGACUCCGCCGCCUCCCGCUCGCGUCCGUCUACACCGAGCCCCGUGCCCGCAUCUUCGUUACGCGUCGCACGCUCCCAUUCCUGGUCUCCAUGGACCAGGCAUUCUCAUUCACAGUGCCCUACUUUUCGAUUUUCCCCAAGGCUCGCCUGCUCGAGCCGUGGUCCCUAACUUAUCCGUAUCCAAUUAUCGUCCCGGAUCCUCGCCCGCGAUCCCCCUCCACCUUCACCUACUACGCUCCCCCACCUUUGUUUCCCUUCGUGUAG